Messenger RNA from Vespa velutina, 4474 nucleotides. Its product is annotated as dnaJ homolog dnj-5. The coding region runs from base 179 to 2719 and encodes 846 amino acids. Lineage: Eukaryota; Metazoa; Arthropoda; Insecta; Hymenoptera; Vespidae. Gene Ontology annotation, molecular function: dopamine receptor binding. The transcript has 6 exons. The record is from RefSeq and is a predicted model, not a curated record.
UGCAUCUUAGUACGUAUCAUACGGAUAAAUAUAAUGACCGAUUCUGCGCCAACCGCAUGGUAUAUAGCGUAAUUUGUGCAUUGCAUAUUUUUAAAUAUAAUGCAUUAAAUAAAUAACUAUUUUGAUUGCGAUGUAAAAUUAUCCUUCACAAAAUACAUUAGCUGGCAAAUAAUCUAAAAUGGCAGAACAGCAACAACCAACUCCUGAUUUUAAACGCAUGUCUUUGGAUAAGAUAAUAGAGGCAAUGACUGCUGAUUUAGAAAGUUCUAAUGGCCAUUAUGUUCAGUUUGGAAUAUCACCACAACAAACUCCACCGCAUAAUUGGAGUGACUAUCCUUCUGGUCAAACAAGACACUAUAUUGCUAGUCAAUCUCCACAUCCUAAUCCACAAAGCGUGCAAUCUAUGAGUCCAAUUGCAACUUCUUUAUAUAUGCAAGAUAUGCCAAGUUAUGAUAAUACUAAUACUGAUCCUAUUUAUUUUCCACCUCAAACUGUAAAUCAUUUAGGUAUUAACGAAAAUAACGAUUUAGUGGGAACUUUUGAUGUUGGUGGAGGAAAUUAUAUCAAUGUUAUUUAUGGAAAUGCAUCACAAAUAAUGGCAGAACAAUGUCAGCUUUCAAAUAUGACACCUUAUAAAAAUCAAGGUGUAAUGGACAGAGAAUACGGACUUUUCAAUGAUCAACGCAUGAAUAUACCAUCUGAUAUGCCUAAUCAAAAUUUUAAUGGAAAACAAUUAAUUGAUAAUCUUGUAUGUAAUUGGGUACCAAAUCAAUCAGGAACAUAUAGUCCUUUUGGUGGUUCUCCAAAUGUAACACCAGUACCACAAUCUAAUGUAGAUGUCAGAGAUUCUGAAGAUCUACCUAGAAAUAUAUCAGAGAGUCACUAUAAAAGACCACGAAUGGUAGCAGAAGUAAAACCUAUGCGUCCUUCUUAUUCAGAUGUAUUAACAAAGUCAGCACCGACUCCACCUUCUCCAUUAAUUCUACCAUCUAUGAAACCGAAGGUUGAAUCUGUGACCAAAAAAGUCACUAAUAAAAGUUCCAAGAAUAAAAUUAAACCUACAUCAUUAAAGAGACAGAAUUCAUCAGGGAGUGAUGAUCAUAAUUCCCCAAAAUUUCAAGUUCCCAAAAAAGUAUUGGAAAAAAAUAAUUCUAAUCUUCCAAGACGAUGGGUUUCUUUAGAUAAUCUUGGUUCACAAACUGAAACUCAUGAAAUAAAUACUUUUGAUAGAUCAGACCAAUUUGAAAAGAAAAAAGUUUUGAAAACUUCUAAAAAAAAUGACAAAAAUGAGACACUUAACAAUUCAAAAGUUCAAAAUAAUAACUCUAAAACAACUGGCAAUGUUCCAAAACGUCCAAUACAAAUAAAUAACAAUUUAAAUACAAUCAAUAAUUCCAGUCAAACAAUCUCACCUGAAAAAAUUGAAAAAAAUCAGCAACAAAAUAAUAAAAUUAAUAAAGAUGAUAAAAAAGUGACUAAGGAAAGAAAUUCUAAGCGCUUCCAGGCUGAAAAAGCACAGCAGAUUAAGAAAGGUCAAAGAAAUCGUAGAAAAGAAUAUAGAGAAUCUCCUAUUAAGGAUCUAUGUAAAAAUUUAAAUAAAUAUGCAAGCCGAUGGAGUAAAAUUGUAUUAAAGAUUUUCUAUUGGUUAUUACAUUUAAUAUCAGAUGUAGUUAGUAUGAGUGCCAAUCUUGUUAUUCAACUUGGAAAAUGUGCUUGGUAUCACUCUAUACUUUAUUUAAAAUACUCAUGGGUUUAUGUAGUAACAAUGUUUUCAAAAAUACGUAUUCUUAAUGCUUUUGGCAAGCAAUUAGAUCAUUGGUUUGGAAGUAGUAAAUUUGCUUUUUGGCGUAAAAUGAAGACCGAAAAUGAAGAAAAAGAAGAAAAUUCUAAUUGGAUACAUGGUGGACUUGAAGCUAAUAUUGCAUUACCUAGUACUGGAGAGGAAGCUAUGAAGAGAUUAUUAGCUUGUAAAGGCAAAGAUCCAUAUAGCAUACUUGGUGUUACACCAACAUGUUCUGAUGAUGAUAUUAAAAAAUAUUAUAAGCGCCAAGCCUUUUUAGUGCAUCCAGAUAAAAAUAAUCAACCUGGAGCAGAAGAAGCAUUCAAAAUAUUAGUUCAUGCUUUUGAUAUAAUUGGAGAGCCAGAACGAAGACAAGCAUUUGAUCAAACAAGACAGGUUGAAGCUGCUUGGGGUGAAUUAAGUGAUUUGUUAUCCCAAUUACAUAGAAAAAUGGAACAAGCAGCAAAUACUAUAAGGUGUACAAACUGUGGUUUGAGGCAUAAACGAGUUCCGACUCAACGUCCUUGUUAUGCUGCCCGGUUUUGUGCACAGUGUAAGAUACGACACAGCGCAAAAGAAGGUGAUAUAUGGGCAGAAUCUCGAUUAAUGGGAUUUCUUUGGCAUUAUUAUGCUUGUAUGGAAGGUGCAGUGUAUGAUGUCACUGAUUGGGCUGCUUGUCAAGCUGGUAAUUUAAAGCACCUUAGAGCAAACACACAUAGCGUUCAAUAUAGAAUUGUAUUAGGUCAACGUCCACCGCCACAGACUUCUAACAGUGGUAAAAAACGACAACAAAUGGAUCCAAAUACAAGUGAAGCAGAUUUCGAAGAAUUUUUAAAUAAUCUGUACAAUCACAGCAAGCCUGGUAAUCCUAAUACAUCAGCAGAGCAAAGUUCCUUUAGAGGAGAUUGCAGAAGACGAAAAACCAAACGCAAGAAGUAAGCUAAUGUACGCGAAGCUUUGAGAUCUUAUGAUAUUUCCUAUAUAUGAUUACUGAGUAACACAUACUGGUUUGAACUUUUUCUUUUGAGUGAUUGUCAUAACGACAAGUACAGAUUUUGAGACUAUAGUGUGUCUUCAGUGACUGAUACUCUCAAUCUAAUAUUCUAAAAGUAUAUGACUCAAUUAGAGUACAUAACAAAUCGUGCAAAAAAAAUUAUGAUUUGCAUUAGAAAAAUACUCUUGAGAAUAAUAAAUUUUUUAAACGUUUAGAUGCAUCAAGUGCAAAAAAAUGUCAAACAAAACAUGUGAAAAACAUGAUAACAGAAACAAAUGUGCAUCUUGAUUUUGUUGUACAUAUUUAAAAUAGCUUGUACUUUUCUAAUGAAAAAGAUAUAGCUUUUCUUCUUUUUUUUUUUUUUUUUCAUAAACCUCUGAUCAAGACUUACAACAUAAUAAUAUGACAUACUAUGCUUUCAGUACAAUUAUUAAGAUAAAUAAUUUUAUGUUUAAAGGUAUAAAACUAUUAACAAUAAAAGUUUUAUAAUCUACAUUACAUAUUUUUCCGUUUAAAACAAACCAAUAUUGAAAUUAAUUGCUAAUAUACAUCCAAUUUUUAAUCAUUUAUAGUUGAGGAAAGAUUGCAUUAAUAGUUAAUUUAUUGUAUACAUAACAUUGAAAAGUUACUAAUGCUAGAUUUCUUUCAUCACAUACAGGUACGUAAUUAGUAGAUUUUAAGAACUAUUUGAUUUAAAUAUGACAACAUUUUACAAUGAAAAAUAAUCUAAAAUCUCCAAUGAAUUUUAUUUUAUUUUAAUUAAUGUAUUAUACAAUAUUAAUUUGUAUAUUAUUCUAUACAUAGGCAUAUUUACUAAGUACAUGUUAAAUGAACGUGAUGUGGAAUUAAAACAUUCUUAAAAAGAUGAUUACUUUAUUUAAAGAUACUCAGAAUGAUUUCAAUUAAUAUUAACAUUGAUUAAUACCCCACUCUUUGAUAUAAUAUAUUUAAAACAUUUGAUUCUCUUUUUCUGUAUGCAAAUGUUUUUAAAAAAUAUUAAUUCAUUACAUCGUUUCUUUUGUUGUAUGAUAAUUUUAUACUAUUUUGGUAACCAUCAUAAACCAUGAUCUCUAUUAUUUAUAAUUAUUCGAUUAAUUAUCGAAAUUUUGCAAAUGUAAGACUGAUUUUCUUCUUCUUUAUUAAGCAUAUGUUGUAUUAGCAUUUAGAAAAUUUGACAGCAAAUCUUCUGCAAAAAUUGAAUGAAUCUUAAAGGUAAAGUUAACAAUUCUGCAAAUGUUACAUAUAUAUAGAAUUAAUUAGAGAAGUAUAACAUGUACAAAUUUUUUCAGCAUUGUACAAAGUGCAUUAUAAGUUAAGGUGCUGAAAAUAAUAUAAAAAGCAGAAAUAUUUGAUAAUUAUAAUUUACAGAAUAUAAUUGCAGAAACAGGAAAUAACAAUGGCUAAAAGUAUUAUUUAAAUGGUGGUAUUAUAAACUUUUUAGACACGUACAUAUGUGUAUGUAUACAGGUCAAUAAUAGAUCAUUGCAUUAUAAUUAAUUUGAAUUGUGAGAGUGCCAAAGUAUGCUAGAAUUUCAUAUUCAUGUUCAUUUAAGAAUUUUUUUUAUACAUUUAAUUAAAUUAAAGCUUCCUUAUUUGUACUGCCAUAAAUUAUAAAGUGCUUUGUAUAUGCAAGUAUAUCAGCUAUUAACAUGUAUACCAUAUGAAUUUACAAUAAAGCUAUAAAUUAGAUGUACAAGCUA